This is a messenger RNA of Aspergillus eucalypticola CBS 122712, 919 nucleotides long. Its product is annotated as carbonic anhydrase. Bases 93 to 740 code for a protein of 215 amino acids. Lineage: Eukaryota; Fungi; Ascomycota; Eurotiomycetes; Eurotiales; Aspergillaceae. The record is from RefSeq and is a predicted model, not a curated record. Gene Ontology annotation, cellular component: cytoplasm. Gene Ontology annotation, molecular function: carbonate dehydratase activity; zinc ion binding. Gene Ontology annotation, biological process: cellular response to oxidative stress; cellular response to carbon dioxide; carbon utilization. The transcript has 2 exons.
GUCUUUUGCUACGUACUACCAAGUCAUCAAGUACAACCCAUCUAUAUCAACUUCCAACUUCACCUCCAUACUACUACAUUCUACUAGCAACCAUGGCCGUCACAGACAUCACCUCCCAACUCCCAGAAAAAGAAGGAGAUACAUACACUAAAGCCCUAACCCUCAACCACCUCUGGGCCGCAAAAACCACCCUCCAAAACCCCUCCCUAUUCCCUACCCUCGCGCGCGCCCAACACCCCCAAAUCCUCUGGAUAGGAUGUUCCGAUUCACGGUGUCCUGAGACAACCCUCCUCGAUCUAAACCCAGGCGACGUCUUCGUGCAUCGCAAUAUCGCCAAUGUGGUGAAUAGCCAGGAUGUCAAUUGCGCUGCGGUGGUGGAGUAUGCGGUGUGUCAUUUACGGGUCAAGCAUGUGGUUGUUUGUGGACAUACGUGUUGCGGGGGCGUUGGGGCUGCCCUUGCUAGUUCUUCUUCCCAGGAGGGGAAGGGGGAUGAGAGUGUACUGGAUGCGUGGUUGAGGCCGGUGAAGAGGGUUAGGGAUAGGUUUGCGAGUGAGUUGGGAGGUAUAGAUGGGGAGUAUGCGAGGGGGGUUAGGUUGGUGGAGUUGAAUGUGUUGGAGGGGGUGAGGGUGCUGAAGGGGAUGGGGGUUGUGAGGGAGGCGGUGGAGAGGGGGGAGGUGCAGGUUCAUGGGGUAGUUUAUGAUGUGGGUUGUGGGGUGGUGAGGGAGUUGGAGGUUGAAUAGAGUAGAGUGGUUUGUGAGUGGGUGGAUGUUAAGUUGUACUAUAUUGUAGAUUAUUGAGUGGUUGGGUAGAUCUCAUGGUUUCAUUAGAAGUUUAGUGGGAGAAGUAAGAACAAUUCCAAGAUACUAGCAGGUUCUGAUGAUAGCAUGAUAAAGCCAAUGUAGUGCCUGGCGAUUGUGUG